CAAGAUGCUGUGGGCGUCAUGAAUAUUCACAUGCGUCCUAUACGUAGCAGGCCGGGUGGUGGCAUAGCCCAGGUGAGGUAACAGCUGCACAGCUGAAACUGUGCGAAGAAGCCACUUAGAUUGGUAACAGGUACCUUGGUGGUGAGUCAGGACAGCACUAGAACAGAAUCCUAAUCGCUGGCAACGUUCAAAUAAGAUACGAAAAGGUGAAGUAAGGUUGCGCAAUCCCUGGUCGGUUAAAAGAAGCGGCAUUAUGUUCAGCUGGGUAAACAAGGAGCAGGGUGGUAGGAACAAAGAGGGCGAUAUGUUUCAAACAGUGACCGAGGGACUUCAGAGUCUUUAUACCAAAAAAUUACUACCUUUAGAGGAAGCCUACUUUUUCCACGAUUUCCACUCACCAGCACUGGAAGAAGCGGAUUUUCAGAGCAAACCUAUGGUUCUUCUGGUGGGACAGUACUCCACAGGGAAAACUACUUUUAUAAGGUAUCUCCUAGAGCAGGAUUUUCCGGGUAUGCGGAUCGGGCCUGAGCCAACAACAGAUGGUUUCAUCGCUGUGAUGUAUGGGGACAACGAGGGGGUUGUUCCUGGCAACGCCCUUGUUGUGGAUCCCAAGAAACCAUUCCGCAAGCUCAAUGCCUUUGGGAAUGCCUUCCUGAACAGGUUCUUCUGCUCUCAGAUGCCCAACCAAGUUCUGCAAAGCAUCAGCAUAAUCGACACACCAGGGAUCUUAUCUGGAGAAAAGCAGCGCAUUAGCAGAGGCUAUGAUUUUGCUGAAGUUCUGCGAUGGUUUGGUGAGCGUGUGGAUCGCAUCAUCCUCCUCUUUGACGCCCACAAACUGGACAUCUCAGAUGAGUUCUCCGAGGCUAUAAAGGCCCUGCGCGGCCAAGAUGACAAGAUCCGUGUGGUGCUGAACAAGGCUGACCAGGUGGACACUCAACAGCUGAUGCGAGUCUAUGGGGCCCUCAUGUGGUCCUUAGGCAAGGUGAUCAACACUCCAGAGGUGGUGAGGGUCUACCUGGGCUCCUUCUGGGCCAAGCCCUUGCAGAACACGGACAACCGGCGCCUCUUUGAGGCUGAGGCGCAGGACCUUUUCCGGGAUAUCCAGGCCCUGCCACGCAAUGCUGCCCUGCGAAAGCUCAAUGAUCUCAUUAAAAGAGCACGACUUGCCAAGGUGCAUGCAUAUAUCAUCAGUCACCUAAAGAAGGAGAUGCCUUCUCUAUUUGGUAAGGAGAAGAAGAAGGAGGAAUUGAUCGCCCACUUGCCAGAGAUCUAUCAGAUGCUGCAGAGGGAGCACCACAUCUCACCUGGAGAUUUCCCCAAUGUUAAUAAGAUGCAGGAGCAACUCAUGCACUACGACUUCAGCAAGUUCCCCUCCCUGAAAAUAAAGCUUAUCGAAUCAGUGGACAAGAUGCUGAGCAACAAGAUCUCCUCACUGAUGAUUAUGAUCCGGGAGGAAGAAGGCAAGCAGCCGCCCCAGAUGGUGAUGGGCGGGGCCUUUGAUGGCUCCGGAGAUGGCCCCUUUGGCCAUGGCUACGGCGAGGGCAUCAGCGCUGGCGCGGAUGCCGAGGACUGGAUCGUGAGCCGCGACAAGCCACGCUACGAUGAGAUCUUCUACACCCUGAUGCCCAUCAAUGGCAAGGUGACUGGCAUCAAUGCCAAGAAGGAGAUGAUGAGCUCACGCCUGCCCAACACCGUGCUUGGGAAGAUCUGGAAACUGGCUGACUGCGACAGGGAUGGGAUGCUGGAUGACGAGGAGUUUGCCCUGGCUCAGCACCUUAUAAAGGUCAAGCUGGAGGGCUUCGAGCUGCCCUCAGAGCUGCCAGCCCAUCUGGUGCCCCCAGGCCACAGAAAGAACCCCACUGCAGACAUCUUGUACACAAACCAAGAGGACUGAGAACCUGAUGUGACCACGUCUUCUAUUUUUAUGUAAACUGCACACAAUGUAGCCUUCAACCAAUAAUUCUAACAGAGCAGAUAAUGAAAGAAAUCUGGUACUGCAAGUUAGCAUUAUUAUGUUUUGUAGGAACUCUGCUUAGGACAGAACGGAAGGAACAAGCGACCAAAGAAAUCAAACAAACAACAAAAAAACCCAACAUGAUUUGCUGUGAGUCCUAAUGUGGAGACAGUCUGAAAAGUUUUAUAUUCCCAAAUACUCUGUAUUUAGACUGGCUGGAAUUAGUGGUUGCAUAACUUUAUGCUAUCACAGUGACUAUAAAAAUGGGUUAUGCUAUCUCAUAUUGAUAUCACUUUUUAAACCUUUCUAUCUGUGCAUCUGAUGCAGUCUGAUGUAUGUCUGCAACCGUGCUUCACACUGAAAACAAUGAAAACAUAUCACAAUGUCUAACUAACUAAAAAGGAUUCAUAGUCAUGUUUUUAAAAGCAGCCAAUUAUAUAUUUCAUAUUUUUCUCACAUCAAGUUGUAUGUAUGAAGUACAAGGAACUUCUAAAUAGCAAGUUUACUUUAAUAUACCUCUUAAAAUAGACAUUUACUUUUAUACAACAUGUAAUGCAUACAAAAAGACACCAGAAAGAAAAUAGAAUAUUUUCCUUUAUCCAUUAAUUCUAAUUCAAAAGGAUGAACAUACUGUCAGUGUUGUGCUCUCUGACCUUGUAGUUUUGGAAGAGACAACAUGGAAGGUUUGCUUUCCAUAAUACUGACAUUAGGUCUUUUAACUUAAUUGAUUAAAUGAUGCACACUGCACACGUUUUAGAGGUAGCCUAAGUUAACGAAUGCCAAGCCUGGUUGCUGAGAAAACCAUCCAACAAAUCAUUUUCAGUGAGUUUGAAGAAAGUCUAGCUCUCAGAGAGAACUCUUACUUAGAGUGACACGUUACCUUUCCUUAGCUGGCCGAGUCACACAGCCAGCUGUUCGUAGCUUGUAUUGUGCAACUAAAUAAGUGCCAAAGGAAUACCAAAAUUGCAGUGAAGAAUUUUCACUGCCAAGCACUAGUCUAAGAAGAUUUGUUCAUUCACCCCCACUGCUGUUCACAUCUGUGGACUCAUUGAGAUCAGUGCGCAUCUUCGGCCUAUCUUUUGCACCAGCAAAAAUGGUCAGCUGUUAUUUGGAUUUGUAAAUCAAUGUAACAGUUAUGAGUUCAUGUGUCUUAUCCUGUGGUGAGGUGAUACCUCAAUGUGGUUGCUUUUGAUUGGUCAGUGGUGGCAAACUGUUCUUGGUCAAAAUAAGACUGAAAGAAGUGUGGGAUGGAUGGGUGGGUCAGUGGGUGGGGGGUGUAAAGGAUUUUUGGAGGAGAUCUGAAGUGGAGCUGAGCCAGAGCUGGUGGACUGAGAAAUCUCUCUUGGGCUUGCUCUCUCUUUCUCUCUGUUUCCCUCUCUCCCUCACUCUUUCUCUAUCUCUCUCUCUUUGUCUCUAUCCAUCUAUUAUGUAACAUUCAGGAAGUAUUUUGUAUUCUGCAUUUCUGUUAUUUAUAAUGUGCACAGCCUUGUUACAAUAUUUAACCAAUUGUAGUGUUGUAAUUAAUUGGCUUGUGUUAUGCUAAUAAAUCCUGUUACCUUGAACUCAUGUGAAGCUCUGCUCUUAAGAUAACAUUACAUAAUGUAAAUGCUUAAGUACCCACUGAAUGCUGUAAAGAACCAGCUAUAGUUUUAUAUAAUGUUGACACCAGUUCCCUGUAAAGUAUUGAGUGCUGCAAACAUCUAUUAGGUUAAACCAUAAGUUAGGCUAGCUGAACAGUAAACCUCUGUCAAAGCAGGCUAUUUUUUGGCAUUAAGGAACUUUAUGCCUAGGCUUUCAUAUCUUAUGCUAAGCUAUGCAAUAGAAUUUGCUCUUUCUAUCACAUUUGUUAAUUAUAGUUUGGAGUCAGAUAAAUGGAUUAAGUUGUACAUGCACUAUACCUCCAGAUGCAUCUCUUUCCGCUGUAGGUAAGAGGACUGGAGGUAUGCAACUCCUCCAUACUAAAUGAUGUAAUUGCAUGAUUUGAGUAGAACAGGGACUCACGAUUCACUGAUAUCCUGAGCUAAUAUUGCUGGGCCAUUCCUGAUGAUAAUAAAUAUUUCCAUAUAUGCAUGUGUAGGUGAUGAUGCUGAUAAAGAUGUAUUGGAUCUACUACACAUACGGACAGUGCUGUUGUAAAUCAAAUUAAAGGGGCUUAUCUGAUUUGA
Molecule: messenger RNA, 4119 nt
Organism: Electrophorus electricus (electric eel)
Lineage: Eukaryota; Metazoa; Chordata; Actinopteri; Gymnotiformes; Gymnotidae
Gene: ehd4
Product: EH-domain containing 4
Biological process (GO): endocytosis; endosomal transport
Cellular component (GO): cytoplasm; plasma membrane
Molecular function (GO): protein binding; calcium ion binding; GTP binding
Source: RefSeq, a predicted model, not a curated record